CUGAACAAAAAUGAUAUUUCAUUAUUCAUUUUUUUUUUAUGCAAUAAAGUUUUGAUUUAGAAUAAAAAUGAAAUACGUUAGUUAUUUAUUUAUCUUAGGGACGAUAUUGAGUGCGAGAGGAGAAGAAGUCACUGAUUAUGAAAUGUGCAAGAACUCUAAAUGCACAAUUUCAAAUGUUAACGUUGAUCCAUGUCCCCAAGCAUUGAAGGGUGAACAUUGCGAAUUUGUUCGUGGAACUAAUGUCACUUUCUCUGCAAACUACAUAACAAGUUUUGGCACAGUGAAACCUAUAACUAAGGUGUACAUCGAAGUAGGUGGUGUAGAAAUAACAGAUCCAAGUUUACCAACUGAUGCUUGUCUUUUUACGAGUUGUCCAAUACAAAAUGGAAAACAAAAUAGUUACAAGAGAACUAUUUUGGUCAGUCCAAAAUACCCAUCUGGGAAUCACAAUUUUAAAAUAAAAAUUUACGAUGGAACUAAAAAAUUCAAAAGAGAUGAAUGUUGUGUUCAAAGCAAUGUAAAAAUAAUUUGAUUCGACACAUUAAAGUCUUAAAAUAUGUUAAAUUGUUUUUAUCAUCAAUAUUUAAUUAAAACUGACAUAAUAUUGUAAAUAA
Messenger RNA from Daktulosphaira vitifoliae (grape phylloxera), 614 nucleotides. RefSeq names its product MD-2-related lipid-recognition protein-like. Gene Ontology annotation, biological process: sterol transport. The coding region runs from base 68 to 532 and encodes 154 amino acids. The transcript is spliced from 3 exons. Lineage: Eukaryota; Metazoa; Arthropoda; Insecta; Hemiptera; Phylloxeridae. The record is from RefSeq and is a predicted model, not a curated record. Gene Ontology annotation, molecular function: sterol binding.